Molecule: messenger RNA, 3108 nt
Organism: Toxotes jaculatrix (banded archerfish)
Lineage: Eukaryota; Metazoa; Chordata; Actinopteri; Toxotidae
Gene: tmem68
Product: transmembrane protein 68
Exons: 8
Coding region: 73-1074 (333 amino acids)
Cellular component (GO): membrane
Molecular function (GO): acyltransferase activity
Source: RefSeq, a predicted model, not a curated record
UGAUCCCUCGCCCCUGAGGCUGUCGGACUGACUGAUCCUGUCUGCAGCCUCGCUGACUGACAGCAGAGCGGGAUGUCAGACAGCGGGAACCAGUCCUGUCUGAUGGGAGCAGAGGACACCGUUUCCUUCCUGGUGUGUGUGUUUCAUGCAUGGGAGGAGUGGGCAGACCUUGGUCAGGUGGAGGACUACCUAAGUGUCUUGGAGUAUCUGCUGUGGGUCUUCACUCCUCUGGCCAUCGUCUUCAUCCUGCCCUUCCUCAUUGUCAUCCUUCUAUACCUGUCUAUACUCUUCCUUCAUGUCUAUAAGCGGAAGAAUCAGCUGAGGGAAGCUUACUGCAACAACCUGUGGGAUGGAGCCAGGAAGACCCUGGCUACUCUGUGGGAUGGACAUGGAGCCAUAUGGCACGGCUAUGAGAUCCAUGGGAUGGAGAAGAUCCCCGACAAAGGACCAGCACUGAUAGUGUACUAUCAUGGAGCCAUUCCCAUCGACUACUACUACUUCCUGGCCAGAGUGAUCAUUCAGAAGGGACGGACCUGCCACUCUGUCGCCGACCACUUCCUCUUCAAGAUCCCAGGUUUCAAGUUACUUUUAGAAGUGUUCAGCGUGAUCCACGGUCCUCAGGAAGAGUGCGUGCGGGCUCUGAGGAACGGCCACCUGCUGGGGAUUUCUCCGGGAGGGGUGCGGGAGGCUCUGUUCAGCGAUGAGACCUACCCUCUCUUCUGGGGCAAACGCAAAGGCUUCGCCCAGGUCGCCAUCGACUCUCAAGUGCCAGUAAUCCCAAUGUUCACUCAGAAUGUGCGGGAAGGCUUCAGAUCUCUGGGAACACUCAGAUUUUUCCGUUGGGUUUAUGAGAGGUUUCGUCUUCCCGUAGCCCCCGUUUAUGGUGGAUUUCCUGUGAAGUUUCGGACCUUCCUCGGCGAUCCCAUCCCGUAUGACCCCAAGAUAAAUGCUGCAGAGCUGGCCGAGAAAGUGCAGCAGGCAGUCCAGUCUCUGAUAGACCAGCACCAGCAGAUCCCAGGAAACAUCCUGAGAGCCUUGUUGGAGAGAUUCCACACCAAACACAAAGAACACUAACAUCAGCAGUAUGACAGCAGAGACCAACUGUGUGUCCGGCGUGUGACCAAACGAGAGAGACGUGGGGCUCAGACGGCUGCGGGCGUGCACAGGUUUGGUGGCCUAAACAAUGUUGGAGGAUUUGCUGAGGUUCCUUUUUACAUGCGUGUUGUUUUUAAUCGCACGUUUCUGAUGUGGAUUUUUGUGUGCACGUUGAUUCCCUUUCCCGUCUGAUGAUUCCCAGGAUGAAUCUGUUUUUAAUCAUACCUCAAAUACACUAAAUAAAAAUACCUGUUUUUUUUUUUUUUCCAGCACACACGUACACAACAUCACAUUUCUUGUGACAUUAGAUGGAAUUGGUCGUAGCUGUUCUCAGUUAUUAAACGUGCGGGAUUCAGGCAAUUUAUUUAUUGAAAAGUAUAUUUAGGUCAGUAAGAGAUUGGAUUUAUUGUCCAUACCUAUGAAUUGCAGUGACUGUGCAGACAAAUACUUGUAAUGUUCAACGGCACUUUGAGUUUGCACAUCUGGAGUUUCACUUGACGGGGAGCAAACAGUUGGAAGACAGAGACAGAGACAGGCAGAGCUGGACGUGAUGGUUCAGGCCGGUCCUCUGCGAACAGCUGUCUGGUUUACGCCUUUAAAGGUGGAGUUUUGUGUAUGAACCAGUGUCACACUGGCCUCAGGGUACAGGAGUGUGAUGACAGGGUGUAGAUGAGAUUAACAUGCGUGUACAGUCCCACACCUAUGACAGAAAAACAGCAUUAUCACACAGUGUUUGUUCUAUUGACUGCACAUCAAUUCCACUGUUUUUUUUUUUUCCCCAAAUCUUUUAAUUCAUGGAUAUAAUUAUUUUUUGGGGGGUCUCCAUCUUAAUUACUUAAUUAAUCUUUAAAGAGAAUCGGGUAUGGGACAUUAUAGGGACGUGGAUAAAAUUGGCUGGCAGGUGUUUUGUCCACACAGUUUCUGGGACCAUUUGCAGCAGAUGCGUUGUCUCCACAUUCAAUCCAAAAGUAAAAUCUGCAAAAGCAGCCUGAGGGCCUUGACUCAUCUCUUGGUCAUUUAUGAAGCUAUAGUUUAUGUUGUUGUUAUGAAGUGUCCAUUUUUUUUCCCAUUGUUCUACAAAUUAUCUGUUGAUAGUUUCCAAUAUAAUUGACCUUCAAACAGAACCAAAUCACAGAGACAUGUUCUAUAACUCCUGAUAUGACUGAUUCUACAGGUAAGGGAAAUUUUAAAAGCUGCUGAAAUCAUUUAUCUUUCUUUCUUUUCUUUCGUCAGUGAGUCGUCCACUGUUACCUGAGUGAUUAUUUCUGAAAUAUCCAGGUGUAUCUUAAAUCUGCAGGUAAAUCCAGACUCUACAGUCUGUCAUACCUUUAAUAUUUGGAUUUUGUGUUCUUACCUGUUGCCAGUGGACCAGAAGCGAGAGCAACCAGCUUGUUCUGAAACCAGUAGUUGACUGACACAAAAUGAAUCAACAGCAGUUGCGGUCACUGCGAGAAUUAUGCUGCUUUUCACUGUUUUCUAACAUUGUAAACUGAACAUGUGAUAUUGGACUGUCGGUCAGAGAAAACAAUGCAUUAGAACUGCAAUGAUGCGCAUUUUACACUGUUUUUACUGAUUGAAUUGCUUCAUUGAUUCAUUAAAAGAAAAAAAAUCAGUAGAUUCCUGAAAGUACUAAUGGAAAGUAAUGCUAAAUUGCAGCCGUAAAAAGUGCUUGUUGGAGCUGCAGGUGCCUUUUAUCCAUCAGUCAAACUUUGCGACUGACACACUAAGAUUAGCAAAGGAGGCAGAUUUAUGCACGCAGUUCAAAAUGGACUGAAACGAACACAAAGAGAUGAAAGGCGUUAAUGACGAUUUUAGCCGUUUAAGCAGAAGCCAGGCUAAAAAAGGCUGCUUUGAAAUUUAUGUUUGGUGCUGUUAGCAUUUUCAGCUCCGCUCACAGGAUGAGUCAGCUCAUCUUUUCAGGUAAAAAUGAUGGAGUUCCCCUUUCAAACAGCAUCUGAUCCAAACCUUCAUUAGAAGAGCUUUACCUAUUAUUAUUAUUCAUCACUGAGUUUU